Vicia faba (fava bean) is the source of this 675-nucleotide messenger RNA. Lineage: Eukaryota; Viridiplantae; Streptophyta; Magnoliopsida; Fabales; Fabaceae. The record is from the annotation of a GenBank genome assembly.
AUGAAGUUCUGUUUUGGAGGAAUUGCAACUUUGUAUGCAUUUGGUGUUUGUGCUUCAUCAUCUAAAGGCGAUAUCUGGAAUUGGAACCAACGAUUCCAAAUUGUUCUUGGAAUUGCUAGAGGUCUUGUAUACUUGCAUGAAGGAUGUUGCACCCAAAUCAUCCAUUGUGAUAUUAAACCCCAAAAUAUACUUCUAGAUGAUCACUACAAUGCUAGGAUUUCAGAUUUUGGGUUAGCAAAGCUAUUGCUGAUUAAUCAGAGCCACACCGAAACUGGAAUUAGAGGAACCAAAGGGUAUGUUGCGCCAGAUUGGUUUAGGAGUGCACCAAUCACUGCAAAAGUUGAUACUUAUAGUUUUGGUGUAUUGUUGUUAGAGAUCAUUUGUUGUAGGAAAAAUGUAGAGAAGGAAUUUGUUAAUGAAGAACAAGGGAUUUUAACUGAUUGGGCUUAUGAUUGCUAUAAGACUAAAAGACUUGACAAUCUCUUAGAAAAUGAUAAUGAGGUCGGAAAUGACAUGAUGAGUUUGGAAAAGUUAGUCAUGAUUGUUAUUUGGUGUAUUCAAGAAGAUCCUUCUCUUAGGCCAACAAUGAAGGAGGUUUUACUGAUGUUAGAAGGAAUAGUCAAAGUUGUUGUUCCCCGAAGUCCCUAUCUUUAUGGUUCUGUAAGUUGUAAUUAA